This is a messenger RNA of Porites evermanni, 8277 nucleotides long. Lineage: Eukaryota; Metazoa; Cnidaria; Anthozoa; Scleractinia; Poritidae. The record is from the annotation of a GenBank genome assembly.
CAGGCAUGUCGUGAUGGUUUAACAUGUGUGGUGGAACAACUGAUCAAACAGAACCCACCAGCUUGUAACGAACAAGACAAAGAUGGCCUCACACCGCUUCAUCACGCGGCCAGGGGAAACUCUCUUCAAAUUAUCCAAUCACUGUUGGACGCUGGAGCGGGUGAGGAAACCUUUUUGCUCGUUGAAAUUAUGAUCUUAGGUUGCAAAUGGCGUUCAUUUCUCACUCUGAGAAACAAACCUAGUCAGAGGUCGGUGUGGGAUUCUGAUAACGUAUUUCUGUAUUACUUUUUCUACUUUAUUAAAGGAACUGUGUCGUGAAAAUUGUCAAAAUUCAAACAGCAAGAACUACCACCAAUUUGAGUGAAACUAAAAAAUAACUGAUCAAAACAUGAAAAGAACGUACUAAAACCACAGAUACAUAAUACAAAAGGAGACACGGAUGGACAAACUGGAUCAACAGAAAAACAAGACUGAAACGGAUUGCAAUUGUGGUUUUUGAAAACUUGUUAGCUUAAACAGUUUUUCAUUUUUGUUGUUUGCAACGUUUUAUAUAGUGCUUCGGAGUCAUAUUCGUUUGACACAGUGCUGUGAUUUUUUCAUUCACAAGUAAUUUCUUAUUUUUAAUAACAACAUGACCCAAAAAACCAUGACAAAGCGGCUUUCAAUAAGAGUUUUUCUUCAUAGAUGUCAAUGCCCACGCCUCAAAGGAGAGUGCCUUCGCGACACCGCUGAUCUGCGCAAGCAAGUUUGACUCACCAGAAGCGUGCCGUUUGCUCAUUAAACGAGGUGCACACGUCGAGAAGAAAAAUUGCAGUGGUCAGUCACCCCUCCACUAUGCUUCUCGGAAAGGCCAUGCUCGUGUUUUAGAGGUGAGUCAUAAGAGCGAAUUAUCUUUUUUUGCGGUGAAAGACUUAACUGAAAAAACUUACAAUACCCUCUCGCUGAUACAAAUAAACCGCUCAGUAAAUUUUUAAUUUCCAUAGCGAUAACUUAAUUAGUAUGAACGAAAUGCAAAAUAACCUCCUUUCAGUGGCCAUAACUGAUACCCAUUUACAUCCAUCCAUCCAUCCUACCAUCCACGCACCAUCUAUCCACGCAUCCAUCGAUCCAUCCAUCCAUCCAUCCAUCCAUCCAUCCACCCAUCCACCUAUUCACGUAAACAAAAAUUGUGCGAACAACUGAUAACUUAAAGCAUCACAUGAAUAUCGAUAUUUUAAGCAGUUGAUGACGCGAGUAGCUAUUAAAUAACUAUUUGUCGUUAGCACCUAUUUGUACUAGUGACUAUUAAAACCACGCUAUGUAAAAAUAUGGUUUCGCAGGCAGGGUUUUGAAGCUAACUCGGAUCAGUUCUCUAAUAUAACUCUUUUACAAACCAUUGGCCUACGUACAUUUAAUACCCUACACUUGCUUAUUUGACUUGUUAAGGUUCUUUUGAACGACGGAGGAUCACCGGUUAAUCUGGAAGAUAACGAUAAAGCUACUCCUCUCCAUGCUGCAGCACAGGCGGGUCAAACGCAAGUCAUCCAAAAGCUGGUUAGUCAUUCAAUGUUAAUUAAUUUUAAUUAAAAGACUUAUUAUCAUCGCAUGCAAAUUUUCUUUCUUUUCAUUGGCCGAGAGCCCACCGCUUGACCUGCAAGUAAUUGCCUACAAAUAAUGGUCUGCUCAUGCGCAAGGUCGUCUAAUUGGGUUUGGCUGAAAAUAAUAUUCUGCUCUAAAUGAAACCUCACUUUUCUCCUUUUUGCGAUCACUCUUGCGUGAAAAUGGCAGAUCGCUUCGCCUCUCGAAGAUGUUCAUUCUCGGUGAUCGAAUGAUAAGACAAUUAUGAGCAGUCAGGAUUAUUCAUGGAAACGAAAUGUUGUGCCUCGUAUAGUGGCACCUGGGUGGCACUAUGAGUCAAAUGAUGGAAAAGAGAAUUAACCGUGGCAAAAAAAAAAGCAGUGCUGCAAAAAUCCACUUGGGUUUUCACUCCGGAGUUAAUUCUCUGUUCCAUUAUUUGUGGAAAAAGGUUGCGCUUAUUCAUGAGACUGUCGAUAAUAAUUGUAAAACGUUCUAAUUAACUUUACAAAAAUGAUAAAAACAAGGAUUUAUUGUAAGUGGAGCUACAAGUUGGUUCCUCAUCAACCAUGUCCCUGAUCGAAUGCUUCAUUUCCCAUUUCUAACUUUUCCCCUUUUCAAAAAUGACUUGAGCAACCCUGAAAUGGUCUAAUGUUAUUCGGAAGUGUUGGUCUAAUCCUUAUGGAGGGAGUAAAUACUGGAGAAUGAGCCAACUCACCUCAGAUCGGAACCAAGAGUCACACCUGUGCCAUAUUUACGGAGAUAAAUUAAUUAAUCGACUGAACUAUCUCUGUGGCCCAUAUGGAUCGGCAGGGCUUUUGAAAAAGGAAUUGCCAAGGACAGUCGAUGUUUAGUUAUAAAAUUAAUGAAAGCUGAACAAAUAUUCAUUAUCCAUAGUGUGCUAUGUUUUUGUAGAUAUUGUAUGGAGCAGACAUGUCUCUUCGAGAUAACGAUGGCUACACACCCUUUCAUCUUGCGGCAAGAGAGGGUCAUGUUGAAGCUUUCAAAGAAAUGCUUAGAAAAGGUCAGAUUAUAUUCGAUCACAUUUUGGAAUUCUUCACAAUCAAAGCUACAUAAAGCAAAUGUCACUUCAUUUGCAUAGGCUCGUAUACUUUUCUAAAACCUCUUUUUUCAAAGCCCAGAAUUAGUUAAAUUAUAGUGGUUUAACCCGUGAGAACCUAAGAAUUUUCCUUCAAAUGUAUAAAAACCACGGCAAGCCACGAACAUUUUAUUGUAGUUAUGAUUAGGAAUCUCUAUCAUACAUAAUUGUCAACCAUUUACGUCUGUAUUAAUUAAUCAGUCUUCGGCUAUUAGAUUUGAAUUCCACCGACGGUCUCUACUUAGCCUAGCUUAGCCUGCAUAACAAGCAGGUUUCCAGUCGAGUUAUUUCCCGGAAGUUGGAGCGAGAGUCUCAACUUUCUUGACUAACUCGAGCGGAAAUGCUUGCUACGUAGCCUAGUCUCUACUUGCUCAGUCCCUUAACUGCUGUACAGAGUGGACAGAAGUCUAUAAAUGAAAAAUAUUUAUCUCCGAUAUUUCUUUACCUACAGCCAAAUAUGGUGGAUUAUCAAUCCGCACCUUGUUAAACAGCCCUGAUAACUAUGGGAACGUAUGCCUACAUCUGGCCAUUAAACAUAAAGAGGCAAGUGAUAGAUAGCGAUUGCCAUUUACUUUUGGUUUUAGUGUGUUCAGCUGUCAAUCAAUUAAUACCUUUAUUAAACUGUCAGCUGUGAUAGUAGUUCAUAUCGUCUACGUGGAAACACUAAAAAGGGUGAGUAAAUAUAUAUACAGCAUUGAAGUAAGGAUCUUGAACCCAGUUUCUAUAAAGCACAGUUCUGUUUUGUUUGCUGAUUUCUUCCUGUUUGAAUUUAACGGUGCUACACGAGAGAACCUUUCCUCUUAAGGAAGAAUACCGCCACACCACAUCAACAUCUCUCUUUGUUGUAUUUUUUAGAUCAUGCAACUGUGCCUGGAGGCCGGAGCUGAUAUAAGUACUACACAGGUAGGAAAGUCACAAAUAAAUUAUUAUUAGUAGUAUUAUUUGAGAUGAUCCAGAGACGUGUUUGAAUAAAUAAAUUGGGUGAAUGAAUGAAUGAAUGAAUGAAUGAAUGGACGGACGGACGGAAGAAUGAAUGAGAAGAUGGGGCUCUUUGAGGGAGGGUCCAAAAUGAUCUACCGCAAGCAUUUGUAUAAAAAGUUCCUACAAUCUUUAGAGUGUUCAGAUUUUUUCUGACGAAUUUCUCAGGAGGACCUUUCGACUCCAUUACAUCUUGCCUGUAGUCAGGGUAACUUGGAGAUAACCAAGCUGUUGGUAAACCACGGAGCAAAGAUUGAAAGAGAAGAUGGCGAUGGAUUAACUCCGUUACUCAGGUAACUUUCAUUCAAAACCUUUUUAAACGACUUUUAAAUGCAGAUGACUGACAAAUAAAGAUCAACAAUGGAGGCCAAAGGAACUUGGAACUAUGUGCAAAAACUCUUCCAAGUAACUGUUAUGGAGGACUCUGCUCCUAAUGACAAUUCUUGGAUCGGCUUUGGUUUCAUCUUUUCGUCCCCACUCCCCCUAGCAAUGUUGCGACCAAAAAAAGAUUCAAUUCCACCCUUUCUGCUCAAAAUUCAACUUUGUUUGAGAGUGAGGGGAGGAGUCGCUAGUUUUACUAAUAUCACUGGAAAGGUUCCAACACUUGUGACCUUCAUUGGAUCUUUGAAUUUUUCAGUGUAUAGGCAAAUUUUGGCUCUCACGAUAUAGCUCCACUCCACUGUGGUCGAUUGGCAAAAACCUGAUCAAAUGCGGGCUUGAACUUUUUGUCACUACCUUGAAAUAAAAGAUGAUAAGCGGCCACGUUUGACCUGUUUUUAUUACCGUUUACGCCACGGAAAAUUAAGGGAAAACUCCUUGCUGGAAGAAUAUUUUAAAAGAGGAAAUAAAACUUUUUAAAAUGGCAACGGUUUUCUCCAACUGAAUUUCUUGGCGUAUUCCUCUUUUUUAUCUUUUUUGUGUUAUAAAGGUAUAUUCCUAGUGUGUGUGUUGUUGGUCAGUCUCUUAGCAUCUCCAAGGAAAAAAAAUUGGAUGGACAAUUUUUUAUGCGCUAAAUUUUCUCAUUUCAGAGCUUCACUUGGAGGACAUGUACCAGUCAUUAGCUACCUUCUUGACCAGGUAAAAAUAUCCCGAUAAAUACUAUAUCGAAGUCUUUGAUUUCUCCAUUGAUAACAGCCAACAAUGAUUCUUCUGUUAGGGAGCACGACUGUACCCUACGACAAACACCUGCACCCCCUCCCCUCUGAUGUGUGCAGUCAAGCGGAGCCAGCAUGACGCGGUCAAAUUUUUCCUGGCCUGCGGUUUUCCAAUGAAUCUUACAGAUAUGAACUGGCGGACAGUUCUUCAUGUAGCUGUGGCAUGUGCUGAUAUUGAAACUGUGGACUUGAUUCUGGCGGUAUGAAAACUAUAAUGUUUAUGGAUAUACAUUAAAGGGUGCCUAGCGUAAAAACAUUUUCUAUUUUUGAGAAAGGUGAGACUGUAAAACACCAAAGUUAAAAGUCAUAAACAGGAAAAUGGAAAAAGAUGGAUUUAUAAAAGGAUUUUUCAAUAGCGAGCUUCCAAUUAAAGCCUCUCUUUCGGCUUCCACUGAAUAUAGAUCAUACGGGCGUCUUUUUUAUCCUCGGAGAACUUGGGACAGUCAGUAUUGAUGGCAAGAUUUUUAUUAUAUUUCUUUGAAAUCCUCUGCACAAAAACGACGGGAAAUUUCCUUAAGCCUUAUUUUUAGAGAGGACAUGAGUACUUAACAAAAUUUUACGACAAACAUUCACCCUUUAAGAUCCCUUCCCUUCGACUGUUCAUGGAGCUUGGUGGUUAGCCUUUUGUUGAUCUGAAUUAAAUGGCAGCUGUCAACUAUCAAUGAGGGACAAAAGUGUUGAGACACCUCCAUAAAUGACCCUUUUUUCGCGCAUAGUGGAUGUAUGUAUCUAUUCCCUUCGCCUGUGUACUCCCACCCCUUUCUCCCAAAAAACUACGUUGUACUUUAAACCGUCAAGUCUGUCUUCAAUUACAAACAACGUUGAUUCGUGGGUGGGGGAUUUACGGCGUUAAAACAGAAUUAAUUGACAAAUGAAUGAAAUUGUUGAUAAAGCGGGUUUUAGAUACGUGUGUCAACUACGUUUGUCCAUUGUUUGUUUGGUUUCAGAGCGGAGGAGAUAAUCUUUUGGAGAAAAAAGACCAGUAUGGUAAAACAGUGGUACAUUACGCUGCUGCCAGAUGUAACGUGGAUGUACGUAUAUUAGUGAGCUUAGGCAAAGACGUUGUUAAUCGACGCACGUCAAAUGCUUUCGUCAAAUUUUGAGCAAAUCGUCUCUAUGAGAGUAACGAGAUCUAGCAAUACAAAUCUGGUAGAGUUAAGCGAUUUCCAAUGACUUAAAACUUGGCACCUAGGCAACCAACCAAACUGCUUUGUAAUCAAUUAUUUAGUUACCCAACAAUUGCUGCGCCUUGAUAAACGUCAUUCAGCCAUUCAAAACUGCUAUGAUAUAAUCGAUCCACAAAUAAUGGGCGUGUGUCAAAACUGCCAUACCAACGUUGACUGCCAAAAAAUAGAAACGGAAAGGAAAAAAUCUGCUAAAUUCAAUACCUUGUAAUCUUAACAUACAACGUAAAACAUGCUAUCUUAAUGAAUUUUUUCUUGUCCAAAUGAGAUCUCACAGCUUUGUUUUCAUGACUCUGUCAUCUUAUUGACUUUGCAAAUUAAUGAGAUUUCUUCAUUCGCAGAAAAGGUUAAAAUGUUCCCCGUAUAUACUGCUAAUAUUAACACAGUGGGAACAGGGGACUGCAUCCUACAAGAGUCUUGUUUCCCAUUUAUGUCCUGAGACCUAAAACGAGUUCUUAUGUGGAUCAUUAAGUUGAUUUCACUUGCUGCUUAAAUCGUGGUCUUCUCCUUGAAAAUUUUUUUCCUUAAGUCAUCAUAAUGCUGUUUUUUUGUCUCCAAUGAAGCCAACGCUUCAAUGAUUUUUUCAAUUGAGUCUGAGCAUUUAUGAUUUCCAUUGAAACUACCAACAGGUGAUAUGACCUUGUUCUAGAUUUGUUUACCACUUAUUUUGCCUCAAAACACAACGCCUCUGGAAAUACGACAAAGGGAACAAGAAUCAUAAGACGGGAAAAUCUUAGAUCUGCUUAAUAUCAUGUCGUUUUACUAAUUUUACAGAUCAUAAACCGCCUCAUACUCGUUGGAGCAGAUGUCAGAGCAAAGGACAACGAUGAAAGAAUUCCACUUCAUUUGGCUGCAGAGUUUGUAACAAUUCAAUUUCUUAAUACACUAUUGUUAUUAAAAAAAUGAGGUAACUCUUUACACAUGUAACUUUUAUUUUAUCAGGAGCGGAGUCGUUUGUGUGGUGAGAGCUCUCGUCAGCGUAUGCCCAGAAUCUGUUAAUGACAUCGACUACGGUUCCCGUACGCCUUUACAUUAUGCCGCUAGGAAGGGUCGUGUAGCGGUGGCCACACACUUACUAGAGAGUGGUGCAGCAGCCGAUUACAGGUAUAAAUUUAUCACGGAAACUUUUGGGUACUUACUAUUCAAACAAGGAAGCCGGGAAGAUCUAUUGCAAAUACCGUAUUUAUUCGAAUAAGCGCCCAACCUCGAAUUAGCGCCCACCUCGAAUAAGCGCCCAUCCUGAAGACAGAAAAAUUUAAUAAGCGCCCAGCCUCAAAUAAGCGCCCACCCCACCUGGCCUCCCUCCCCCUCAAACUCUAACUCAAAUAAGCACCCACCCCACCCCACCCCCUUUCUGGUCCCUCCAACCCAAAAAACACUAAAUAAGUACUAAUAAGAGACUUGCCAGAAGAGGGAGUUUUCUUCAAGGUAUUUUACAGAAACCUUGCUUUGUUACAUCUUCGCGUUUUAUUAUUACCAUUUAUUGUAUUGUUGCAAAAUAAACAUACUACACUUGCUGGAAAUGGUGAAAAUUUAAUAAGCGCCCAGCCUCGAAUAAGCGCCCAGCUCGGAUAAGCGCCCACUCCCAAGGUCCAAAAAUUUAAUAAGCGCCCAGGGCGGUUAGGAAUGGUUGUCCCCAUUCUGCAGGAAAAACUUCAAGAAGGAUGGUCUGUCGGGUAGCAAUUUUGAUUUUCACCUUCAUCUGUGCAAGUACAAUGGAACUUCGCAUGUUAUCUAGAACAACUCCAGCUACCUUAGGUGUCCCGCUACAGGUCAUUUUGAGUUUAAGACUGGGCCCAACUGCACCGUAGGAUUAUCUUAGGGGUCGGACUUUCCCCCUGUUUCCUGCGCAACUUAGUAAUAACCAAUAAAAAAAAAACGUAAUAGCGCUAUCAAAACAUUCCCAUAGUCAGUCUUGUGCUCAGCUUUAAAAUGGCCAUAAUUAAUCCCAUUUUCCUUGGUUUCCCUUUUUUUAGUCACCUGGCUAAUUUGCACCCGUUCAUCCCGUAUUUUUGUUACGGUUGUUGAAACAAGAAGCGGAGAUUGGGAUAAACAUAUAUAAGAGUUUGUUAGAUUAGAGGGCCUGAGAGAAGGCGCAACGUAUCAUUCAUUAUUAUGAUAUCUACUAGAGGUAUCCUGUUAUGGAUGACCGACAUUUGUUUUCUUUUGUAGAGAUGACGAUCGUCAUACACCGCUUUUUCAUGCCGCGUUGGUUGGGUGCCCUGCUACAGUUGAAACCCUUCUUCACUAUGGAGCGGAUAUCAACUGCCUGGAAAAAAGUAGAGUGCGUAGGAACCUGUGUACUUAA